Messenger RNA from Fusarium verticillioides 7600, 1248 nucleotides. Its product is annotated as acetate kinase. Gene Ontology annotation, biological process: phosphorylation; acetate metabolic process. Gene Ontology annotation, molecular function: acetate kinase activity. The record is from RefSeq and is a predicted model, not a curated record. The transcript has 2 exons. Bases 1 to 1248 code for a protein of 415 amino acids. Lineage: Eukaryota; Fungi; Ascomycota; Sordariomycetes; Hypocreales; Nectriaceae.
AUGAAGGUCAUUCUCGCCAUCAAUGCCGGCUCCAGCUCGGUCAAGAUCUCGGUUUAUACCGCAGAUAAGAACGCAGAACCUCAUCAAAUCGCAGAAGCCUCAAUCGGAGGAUUGACUGCCCCACCAGCUACGCUUGCUUAUACGCGUCGCGGUGAGAAGGUGGUCAAGGCGAAAGAGGUUGCCGAAAGUGUCAAGAAUCAAGAGGAUGCUUUCGACCUUCUCCUCAAGACAUUCAUUGAUGACAAUGAGCUCAAUGAGAUCUCUUCAAAGGAGGACAUUGCCAUCGCCAGCCACCGCAUCGUUCAUGGCGGAGACUAUGAUCGGUCGCAAGUCAUCACCCAAGAUGCCUAUCACCACCUUGAAGAGCUCAGCGACUUGGCACCACUCCACAAUGGCGUCGCCUUGAGCAUAGUCGAUACUUGCAUCAGCGCGCUGCCCAGGACCAUCAACGUCGCCUGUUUCGACUCGCAAUUCCAUACAACUAUUCCUCCACACAUCUACACCUAUCCCAUCGACCCAAAGAUCGCCAAGAGUAAUCGCUUACGCAAGUACGGGUUUCACGGAAUCAGUUAUGCAUUCAUCACAAGAGCCGUGGCCCAGUAUCUUGAAAAAGACGUCGACAGCUUAAACAUGAUCGCUUUGCACCUCGGCAGCGGUGCCAGCGCCUGCGCCAUCAAGGGCGGCAAGAGUUGGGAUACGAGCAUGGGGCUUACACCGUUGGCGGGCCUUCCUGGAGCGACUCGAAGCGGCAGUGUUGAUCCUAGUCUUGUCUUCCACUAUGCCUCCGAUGUGGGGAAACUCUCCCCUGCAUCCACCAAACAUCUUCACAUUUCAAGGGCUGAAGAGAUCCUCAAUAAGGAGAGCGGCUGGAAGUCCAUGACAGGCACCACCAACUUUGGCGUAGUUGCCGAGUCAGACGAACCCACCCACCGCCUGGCCUUUGAAAUCUUUGUCGAUCGCAUUGCCGGCUUUAUCGGCUCUUACUUCGUAACCCUCGAGGGUCGUGUCGACGCUUUGGUCUUCGCUGGCGGCAUUGGAGAGCACAGCGCCAAGCUUCGAUCUGCCGUCGUCGAGAGGGUUGCCUGCUUAGGCUUUGCCCUCGAUGAUGCUAGUAAUCAGGAACCUAUCAAGGAUGUGGUCCAGGAACUCGGUAAACGCGAUGCCAGGCAGCGGGUGCUCGUCUGUCAGACAGACGAGCAGCUGGAGAUGGCCAGAUUGUGUGCAGAAAAGGAGGAUAUAUGGGAAUAG